This is a messenger RNA of Diabrotica virgifera virgifera (western corn rootworm), 782 nucleotides long. RefSeq names its product 60S ribosomal protein L17-like. The record is from RefSeq and is a predicted model, not a curated record. Lineage: Eukaryota; Metazoa; Arthropoda; Insecta; Coleoptera; Chrysomelidae. Bases 179 to 700 code for a protein of 173 amino acids. The transcript has 2 exons. Gene Ontology annotation, cellular component: cytosolic large ribosomal subunit; ribosome. Gene Ontology annotation, biological process: cytoplasmic translation. Gene Ontology annotation, molecular function: structural constituent of ribosome.
UAUUUCAAAUUAAUUACACGCCACCAGUAAUUUUGACAGUUUAAAACUGAAGUUGUCAAAAUACAAGUAAAACCUAAAAUACUAAACUCUUUCUUGUUUAAACUCUAUUUAGGCUAAAGUUUAGAAAGGUGUAGUUCUAGUAUAAAUCUUCACAAAUACAAAUAAAAAAAUUUUGAAAAUGGGCCGGUAUGCGCGUGAGCCAGAAAAUCCCGCAAAAUCUUGCAAAGCUAAAGGUUCUAAUCUGAGAGUCCAUUUUAAGAAUACAUGUGAAACUGCAAACGCAAUAAGAAAUAUGCCGCUCAAAAGAGCUGUGGCAUAUUUAAAUAAUGUAAUAACACAGCAAGAGUGUGUUCCGUUCAAAAGGUUCAAUGGUGGAGUUGGUCGAUGUGCUCAAGCUAAACAAUUUGGUAUCACUCAGGGAAGAUGGCCCAAAAAGUCGGCAGAAUUUCUUUUGCAUCUGUUAAGAAAUGCUGAAAGUAAUGCUGAUUAUAGCGGACUUGAUGUAGAUAGAUUAGUAAUAGGACACAUCCAAGUAAACAAAGCUGUUUGUUUGAGACGUCGUACUUAUAGAGCACAUGGUAGGAUUAAUCCAUACAUGUCUUCACCGUGUAAUAUCGAAUUAUGGCUAACUGAGAGAGAGUCUACACCAGAUAUUCCGCAAAAAGGGAGAUCUAAUAAAGUCAAGAGAUCUAAAGCAUAAGAAGAUUUUUCGUUUAAUAAUUGUUUUGGUAUUGCCAUGUAGCUUUUUUUAGUUUUGGUUUAAUAAAAUUGUUCUCUACCUA